UGGUUUUUUUAGUAUUUCAAUUUAUUUGCAAAAAAUAAAGUACUAAAAUUUCUAUAAAAAUGCUGGGCCGCCGCUCAACCCACUGCUCACCCUGCUGUCAAAGCAAGCAGCGCCCUUAAAAUAACGCAAGAAGCAGACCUGGAAGGCUGCUGACGCCAGGACAGCUGCUGACAUCGAGAAAGGGGUCAAAAAAACGAAAGCGGAAGCGGAAGAAGCGGGACAGUCGGCUCCCUUACAUCAACGAUCUGAUGUGUGACGACAUCCUCAGCUGGAUUGGCCAUGCUGUGUUUAUUGACCCCCGGCAGGCGCGAGCUGAUGCUGUGUGACACGGCUUCAAAGUGUUCCUAAUCGACAAGCCCUUGACAUACAAGUUUUGCAUGGCAUGCCAUUUCGAGAUGUAGAAACAUCACCGGGUUGCUCAAUUCGCGCAAAAAUCGGCAAGGCCAAUUACAAGGCCAAUCCCAAGAGCACAGAUGGCGGCACCGCAACUGAUGCGCCACAGCCUGUUGGUUACCUGUCAGCCAACAAUCAUUGGAACUUAUGGCACCAAGUGUGGAUGAUGGUCAAAGGGCAAGAGAUACACAGCGUAAGAUCCGGCAGCAGGAGAAACACGACAUGCUGGACAGACCAGCAGUGGGGACAGCAACUUCCAGUCUCGGGAUGUGGGCCAACCGAGCUCGUCAACAAAAUCAUCGAGAAAAGAUCCCUUGCCACAGCCUGCUGUGGUGCACCAACGAGACAUGCCUGCAGACCUGGAAUGCCGAUCGAUGAUGUUAUAUGCCAAUUGACUGCAACAGCAACGAGGAAAAGCCGAGAGGUGUCAUGGCCAAGCAGUACAUCAGCGAAUUGGAGAAUGCUGGCGCGUACUACGCUGCAGCGACGCCUUCUGAGUCCAGCCGAGAUCCUAUCCAACAAAAGAAGAGAUGAGUGCAGAAUCAAAAACUUAUACUCUAGCGACAGCUAUUUCUGCAACACAGCCUGAACACAAUUAUCCAUUCAAGCUCAAGCUCUUCGCUGAUAUUAAUCCCCAGGCAGCCAAUUAAAAAGGUUUACUUUCGAAAACCCCAUGCAUAAAAAUAAAUGAGAGCGAUGAC
Messenger RNA from Kickxella alabastrina, 1094 nucleotides. RefSeq lists its product as uncharacterized. The transcript has a single exon. NCBI's taxonomy places the organism in Eukaryota, Fungi, Kickxellomycota, Kickxellomycetes, Kickxellales, Kickxellaceae. Bases 383 to 982 code for a protein of 199 amino acids. The record is from RefSeq and is a predicted model, not a curated record.